Cheilinus undulatus (humphead wrasse) is the source of this 2044-nucleotide messenger RNA. Its product is annotated as gap junction Cx32.2 protein-like. Lineage: Eukaryota; Metazoa; Chordata; Actinopteri; Labriformes; Labridae. Gene Ontology annotation, biological process: cell communication. The record is from RefSeq and is a predicted model, not a curated record. Bases 105 to 965 code for a protein of 286 amino acids. The transcript is spliced from 3 exons. Gene Ontology annotation, cellular component: connexin complex.
GAGUCAGACUAUUUAAGGCUCCUCCUGGAUCAGGCUCACGUCUCUGGAUCAGCUUUAAUGGGUUUGAACACAGACUGAACCCUGACAGUCCUAGUUUUGCAGCCAUGGGGGACUGGUCUUACAUGUCCGCCCUGCUCCAUAAGGUCUACUCCCACUCCACGGUGGUGGGGAAGAUCUGGAUGAGCGUCCUCUUCCUCUUCAGGAUCUUCGUGCUGGGAGCGGCCGCAGACAACGUGUGGGGGGACGAGGUGUCCGAGUUCACCUGUGACACCAGAGAGCCCGGCUGUACGCAUACCUGCUACAACGCCAUGUUCCCCAUCUCUUACGUCCACUACUGGGUACUGCAGAUCACCUUUGUGAGCACACCCACCCUGGUGUACCUGGGCCAUGCCGUGCACGUGAUCCACAGGGAAAAGAGGAUGAUGGAGCAGCUGAGGAGCUGCACAGGUGGAGGGGUGCAGACCAAGUCCAGGUACACUGAUGAGCGGGGGAAGGUGAAGAUUAAAGGCGUCCUCUUCUGCACCUAUAUGACCCAGCUGGUCUUUAAGGUCCUGUUGGAGGUGGGCUUCUCUGUGGCUCAGUUCUACAUCUUUGACUCCAUCUUUGUGCAGUCCUAUUUCCACUGCAAACAGUCCCCGCCCUGUGCCCGAAACGGGGCCCAGUGUUACGUGUCCCGUCCCACGGAGAAGACGGUCUUCAUUAUCUUCAUGCUGGUGGUGUCUGGGGUGUCGGUGCUGCUGAACGUGGUGGAGAUGAUCUACCUGCUCUGUAACCGCAGCAGAGAGCGCACGAAGAAGCUCUUAGCUCAGCAGCACGCCUUCUCAUCUCAGCAGAGCCCGGCUAACCCGGCGUGGGGGGGCGGCGCCAGCAGGUACGGAGGGAUUCCUCUGGUUCCUGUUCAUUCUGCCGGUGUGAAAGGAGGGGAGCAGAGUGAGGACUCAGACUGGAAGGAGAAGGACAGCUGAGGGGAGAUGUCAAAGCACAAAAUAAAAAGCCAAAAUCCCAAAUUGAGUCCCUCAAAUUAAAAAUAUAAAAUCAAAACACAAAUCAAUUUAUUUUCCUACAUUCCUGACUUCUUAUCUAAAUAUAUUUACUCCUUAGUAAAGGAUAUCUUAAAUCAUCAAGGAUAAGUUGACAUUUUUGGAUUAUAAUUAGAAUUUCAUUUUGUCGGCACCAAGGUUGUAGUAGUUUUGGAUUUUUCAAUAGUUUUCAUUUCUAUUUCAUUUUCACUUUUUUUUUUUUCCAUUUCAGUUUAGUUUUUAUUUGUUUUUACUUCUGGUUUUUAUUUUGCAAAAAUUCUUCAUUUUGGAUUUGACCACUGGUUUGUUUACUCGUAUUUGAUAAUGAUUUUUAACAAUGCGCAUCAUCAACGAGCCAAGCACACACGGAUCACAUUUUGAAAUAAUGUAAAAUUGAGUAAAACUUGUCCAAACAUGGGUGUUUUAUUUGAUCUUAAAUGUACUAAUGAUAAAUAUUGUCAAAAGGGCAGAAACAGAAAAAUGAAAGCAACAAACUGACGGAACGAUCUGUGAGGGGAGCUGCAGAUGUGAGGCAGGGCCAGUUUUAGCCAUUUGGAGUCCCAGGGCAAAGACCAGUAUAGGGACCCUCCCCCUUUAGCUAAAAACAAUAAUAAUGAGAGGAAAAAAAUAGAAAGCAUAACUUUAAGUUAAGAGAGUCACAGAACUACAGUAAAUAACCAAAUAUGAAAUAUAAAUACCCAAACAGACAUCCAUAAUUCAUCAGCUCUCUUCUCACAGCUCUAAGUCGGCACAUUCUGAUAUUUUAUAAAGACUUUAGUCCAGGUGGAACUUAUCAUAUCUUAUCAUCAGUGAAAUAUAAGUGUAAUAUCAGUUUUAGAUGGUGGCUCUCGCAAUAGUAUUUUUAAGACAAUGUGGCUCCUGGGUAGAAUAAGGUUGAGUACCACUGCUUUGCAAUAUAACAGAUCAUGACAAGAAAAAUAAAGGAACUUGUUUGUGGUUAUUUUGUUGUUCUUACAGUUAUCAUUUUUUUUAACUAGAUGGUGAAUCAUAAAACAGAUAAAUUA